CUAGGCGAGAUCACGGGCAACCGAUCCAUCAAGAUGUCGUGGACUGCAGUCGACUUUCACCAGCGAAUUGAGCUGCCGUAUGGUAUUGCUCUUGUAGGAUGGCCAACUGAUAUUGCCCGCACAAACCUGAGCAAGAUCGGGGGAUGCACCAUCCUCGAUAACUUGCUUACAAAGUGGCGAACAGGCAAAAUGCGGUUUGAGCUUCUGGAUCCAGCAAGGAGACCUGUCAGGCUUGAGCUUCGGCGACACACAAGGAGUGAUGCCGGGCACUCGCAUGUGUUUGCUGACAAGAGGGAGCCAAUGAAGCGGAAGCGACGGGGUCACAAGGUCCCGAAAAGCGCACUGAUCAUUGAAAACUCUGAUGCCAGCUCGGAUGCAGAUGCCGCUGCCGGUGGGAAUAUCGGGAGCCAGACAGAGUCAGCUGAUGAGGACGAGAGCCAGAUUUGCAAACGGCGCAGGCUGGAUCUUGAUAUUGUUGACCAAUAUGGCAACUCAUCAGCUCCGGAAACGAUCAAGGAUUUCUCAUCUGAUGCCCGGUCGCUUGCCGAGACGAUUGAGGAUGCCGAUGACUGGGACAUUCUGAUAUUACCUAUUGCGACAUUGCGAGGGUGCGCAUGCGAUCAGCACGGACACAAGCAUCUCCGGUACAUCGAGCUUGCGAUUGAGCACUGUGCAGAGGUUCACAUCUUCCUUCCGUUUGACAUCCUGCUGCACAGGGAGGAUGUUCCUUUCGAUAACAUUGAUGCCUGCAUGCAGCAGCACUCUGCGCUCACGUACUCGGUGCUCAAGCACUACCUGCCCGCCAACGCUGAUCCAACUCCACUUAUAGAUGCUCCUGUGCGCGGCGUCGUGUCGCCCGAGGAGCGGGCAGGCCUGACGCCAUCCACUUUUGUGGCCCUCACGGCCCUUGAGCGCCUCACGCAGGACCUCGCACGCAUUGACCUCGCAGCAUACUUCGGCCUCCUGUGGAGCAUCGCGCUGGCCGACUGCGCACGCAUCGACCUCGCCGUGUACUUGAACCUCCUGUGGAGGGUCCCGCUGGGCGUGCGCCCGGCCGACCUUGUCCAGGAGCUGCUCCUCAUCCUGCGCGAGCGGCUCGCAGGCGAGGGAGGCAAGGACACUGCCCGGCGCGACAUGUACAAGGCCACGCUUAGGACCGCGGACGCGUGUUCCUGCAGAGGUGGAAUUCGCAGAGGCGUCGAGCCUGGGAGGAUUGCACAGAGCGUGGUAGAAGACGCUGAAUUCCGGGAGCAGGACGCAGCGCGAAGAGCGAGUGCGACGAGGGAAUGUGUUGGAGUGCCCGGGCGCUUGCUGUGUAGAAGACCGUCUCUUUAUACACCCCUGGCCAUGCGCUCUUAUACGCCCCUGACCUUGCGCUCUCUCGUCGUUUCCAACGGGCAUUUGUGCCACACAUCGCCAUCUGCGCCCGAGACGAUCAUCUGGAUGGCGCCCGGGCACAUCCUCGUCCUCGCGUGCCACACCGAGUCGGCGCUGGCCAUGUCGACCGGCAAUGCGGCUCCGGUGGAGGCACCCCGCGCGGGAAAAUAG
Molecule: messenger RNA, 1548 nt
Organism: Postia placenta MAD-698-R-SB12
Lineage: Eukaryota; Fungi; Basidiomycota; Agaricomycetes; Polyporales; Adustoporiaceae
Exons: 7
Source: RefSeq, a predicted model, not a curated record